Messenger RNA from Aegilops tauschii subsp. strangulata, 816 nucleotides. RefSeq names its product small ribosomal subunit protein uS17. Gene Ontology annotation, molecular function: structural constituent of ribosome. Lineage: Eukaryota; Viridiplantae; Streptophyta; Magnoliopsida; Poales; Poaceae. Gene Ontology annotation, cellular component: cytosolic small ribosomal subunit; ribosome. Gene Ontology annotation, biological process: translation. The record is from RefSeq and is a predicted model, not a curated record.
CGAUUCGCUACAUAAACCAGCGCGACGAGUAGGGUUUUUGCCUCGGCUACUCCUCUCGUCUCUCGCCGCCUAGCACGUGCCGCCGUCGGCCCCAUCGCCUUCGAGCAUCAGCCAUGGCGGAGCAGACUGAGAAGGCUUUCCUGAAGCAGCCCAAGGUGUUCCUCUGCUCAAAGAAGACCACAAAGGGGAACAAUAAGCCUGGCAAGGAGGGUAACAGGUUCUGGAAGAGUGUUGGCCUUGGUUUCAAGACUCCCAAGGAAGCCAUUGAGGGAACCUACAUUGAUAAGAAGUGCCCAUUCACUGGCACUGUGUCAAUUAGAGGUCGCAUCAUUGCUGGAACAUGUCAUAGUGCUAAAAUGAACAGGACUAUCAUUGUUCGUAGGAACUACCUUCACUAUGUCAAAAAAUACCAGAGGUAUGAGAAGAGGCACUCCAACAUCCCUGCCCACAUUUCCCCUUGCUUCCGUGUGAGAGAAGGAGAUCACGUGAUCAUUGGCCAGUGCAGGCCGCUGUCCAAGACGGUGCGGUUCAAUGUGUUGAAGGUCGUCCCGGCAGGGUCAAAGAGUGGUGCGGUGAAGAAGGCAUUCACCGGUGCUUGAGCAAGUCAUGGCAGAAUCCGAAACCUUUUCACCAUGAAAUUUUGAUGUCACAUCAUCUAUAUUGUUCCAUCUGUGUGUACUAGGGUUUUGUCUCGAGAGUUCCCCAAAUUUCAAGUUAAGAGUGAAUGGUUUAGUGAAGUUCAGAGUGCUUCGUGAAGAAGAUUAUUGAUGCAGUUACCUGGUUACUCGUUAAUAUACAUCACUCGUUUUUGGCUUC